Messenger RNA from Clonostachys solani, 537 nucleotides. NCBI's taxonomy places the organism in Eukaryota, Fungi, Ascomycota, Sordariomycetes, Hypocreales, Bionectriaceae. The record is from the annotation of a GenBank genome assembly.
AUGGUCGCCAUCAAGCAACUCAGCGCCGCCGCCCUCGUCGGGUUUGGUCUUUUCAGCCAGGUUCUCGCCUCCCCCGGCGACGCCGCACAAGACCUCGCUGCCAGAGCCGAGGGAGUCGAGGCUUCCGAGGUUUUCGCCCGUGACCCUGCUCUCGAAGUGGAGCGAGCUAUCGAGGAGGUGCUGGACGAGCGCGAUCUCGAGGAACUGGACGAGCGCGACCUUGAGGAGUUUAUCGACGAGCGUGACCUCGACGAGAUUCUCGAUGAGCGCGAUCUUGAGGAGCUUCUCGACGAGCGUGAUCUUGAGGAGCUUCUCGACGAGCGUGAUCUCGACGAGCUCCUCCUCGAACGAGACUUCGAGGACUACCUGGACGAGAGAGCUCUCGAGGAGGAGUUGGACGAGAGAGACUUCGACGAUGAGCUCGAGGAGCGAGACUACGAUGAGGAGCUCGAGGAGCGAGACUUCGAGGAGGAGCUGGAGGAGAGAGACUUCGAGGAGGAGUUGGAGGAGAGAGAUGCUGAGGAUGACUUGGAGUAA